AGCAGUGGAACAUGGCGAGGGUUGUGAACGAAAACGGGUGUGGAGAGAAGUUACAGAAUUCCGAACCAAGUGAAUCAGGUCGGAGCGCCGCGCGAUGGGGCCCACAGCAUGCAGGUGCCAGGGAACUUGCGAAUUUGUACUCACCAGGUAAAAGGUGUCAGGAGUGGAUCAGUGUGAUCCUUUGUUUUUCUCUCAUGGCCUUCAAUUUCUUUUACCUCCUUGCCAACUUCCACUUGUGCCACACGUGGUACAUUCUCCUGGGCAUCGUGGCAGGAAUUCUCACUGCAGACUUUGCCUCUGGAUUGGUCCACUGGGGUGCUGACACUUGGGGGUCAGUUGAUUUGCCCAUCUUUGGAAAGGCCUUCAUCCGUCCGUUCAGGGAGCACCACAUCGAUCCAACGGCCAUAACACGACACGAUUUCAUAGAAACCAAUGGGGACAAUUGUAUGCUCACUAUCAUCCCACUUGCCAAAAUGGCCUACAACUUCCUCACUCUUCCUCCAGCGGAGCUUUAUCACAGCUAUCCCUGGAACUGUUACGUAUUUGCCCUGGCAAUCUUUGUCACUCUGACCAAUCAGAUUCAUAAGUGGUCUCAUACCUACUUUGGGCUGCCUUUCUGGGUGACCUUCCUCCAGGACUGUCACAUCAUCCUCCCCCGAAAACACCAUCGCGUCCACCACGUCUCCCCCCAUGAGACUUACUUCUGUAUAACCACAGGCUGGCUUAACUACCCUCUAGAGAAGUUGGGGUUCUGGAGAAACCUGGAGGACUUGAUCCAGAGCUUGACAGGAGAGAAACCUAGAUCUGAUGACCUGAAAUGGGCCCAGAAAACCAAGUAAAUCCUUUUUUUUUUUUUUGGGCUGACACAUCUGGCUACCUCAAGACUCCUCUUGGGAAAGCAUGUCAUAAUCUGUACCAGAGCUCCCCCGCUGAAUCAGAGGAGGAGAUGUAGAAGAACCUAUUGUCUGUCUGCCAGCCUCAGAGGGACCUCAGCUUUAAAUGUUCAAGUUUUCACCCAUACACUGAAAGGCUUUUCUCAAAAAUGACGGUUUCUGCAGAACCCCCUUCUGCCAUUAAAAAAAGGCUUUCAUGGGAAUGUGCUUCAGUUGACAACAUGAAUGAAAGCAAUACUGUUCCUUGCUCCUUGUUCAGCGCUGUUUCCUUAAACUCUUUCCUUGUUUUUGCUUCUUGUCAGAACAGUCAAGCCAUUUGACCUUGAGGGGGAGCGACCUGUCUAAAAAUGAUAACUUGGGACUUAGCCUGAAGCUUUAUGUUUUAACACUUCGAGAACUCAAACAUGAAAACACAAAAUGAAGAUACUUGAAUGAAAGUGGCUUCUGCUUGACCCCCCCCCUCUUCUCUGUAAACAGCUGAUCAACCAUUGACACAUUGGCCCACUUGUUACCGAUUAUUGCUUUUUUUGCCUCAGCGUUUGUUUGUUCAGUUAGCUUUGUUUCUGUGACUUGCUAUUUUGCUAA
This is a messenger RNA of Chanos chanos (milkfish), 1478 nucleotides long. It is a transcript of the gene peds1b, whose product is annotated as plasmanylethanolamine desaturase 1. The coding region runs from base 12 to 839 and encodes 275 amino acids. The transcript has 6 exons. Gene Ontology annotation, molecular function: oxidoreductase activity. NCBI's taxonomy places the organism in Eukaryota, Metazoa, Chordata, Actinopteri, Gonorynchiformes, Chanidae. The record is from RefSeq and is a predicted model, not a curated record.